UGCUUUUCUCUUCCCCAGUCGCACCGCCAACUGCCUGACCGUCGGCAGCAUCGUUCGUGACGGGUCGUCCCUAUAUAUCUGUGCGUGUAUCGUGUGAGUGUGUCUGUGUUCCAGUGCAAAGCUACACACGUUCGUCAAUUGAUCAACCGCGGCAGGAGGAAAAAAACCUAUUAUUGAUUGUGACUAGACCUCACACGCCUCUUCCACGGCCUUUUUUUUUUUUGAAUUAUCCUUUCGUUUAGAUCAUUUGACUUGAUGAUGUGAUUGAAUAUUGAACGUGAUUGGUUCAUUUACGCCGGGAUUUUCUAUUCUUGUUCCUACUGUGCGCAACAUCUAAAAUUAGUUUGAAAGAAAAAGAUUUAAAAGAAAACGAGAAAAAAAAAUGGAGGACGAAUUGAAAUGUCCGUCGUGUCGCCAAUUUUUCGCGCAGCCCGUCUUACUGCCAUGUUUUCACGCAAUGUGUCUCAGUUGCGCGCUGCAGAAUCAACAGCCCGUUGUCAACAAUUUGGCCAGUCAUGCGACAGCUCACGAACAACAACUGGAACAGCCAUUACCACCACCACCGACCGAAUUGCAAUUACUCUCUGAAUUGCAUUGCAACGAUUGCAACGAUUCGGAUCAAUUGUCCAUUUUGAGCGAGACGGACAGCGGAGUUGUGGUCAGCACGAGCGGCAGCAGCGGAGGCAGCAGCCGGCCGAGCAGUUGCCACAUCCAAGGCGCAUCAACGACGACGACCGCAGCCAACCAUUCAACUGUUGCGGCCGCCACAAUUUCGCUCAGCUGCCCGUCGUGUCGCAAACUCGUCUACUUUGAUGAAAACGGAGCUCAAAAUCUGCCUCGCUACAGGGCCAUGCAAACGAUCGUGGACAAGUUCACGGAGACGUGUAACCGUUCGUCAGCCAACGCCAGCACAGCGUGCCAACUGUGUCCGGACACGACCGAAGCCGGCCAGCAAACUGCCACCGUCUUUUGCCAACAGUGUCAAGUUUUUUACUGCGACCGCUGUCGUGAGAAUUGCCACCCGGCCCGCGGUCCACUUGCUAAACAUAGCCUCAUCUCACCGCAUCAGGGACGUCUAGCUCUUCGUUCUCUCAAAGAAAAAUUCAAGCAACAGCAGUCGUCUUCAGAUGCCGUUCCACACUGCAGCGAACACAGUGAUCAGGUCCAAUCUUAUUAUUGCAACACUUGUCGAUUGGGAGCCUGCCACUUGUGCGUUUUAUCAGAUGCCGGUCGUCAUCAAAAUCACGACGUCCAUCUAUUGGCGCUUAUCUGCAAACAGCAAAAGGCCGAGUUGACGCAAUCGUUGCAACAGCUGUCGGAGAAAGCCAAAAGUGCGACGGAGGUGAUCCAUCGCUUGAAGAGCUCGUCGGAACGAGUCCAGGAGAGUUGUGCCAACGUCGAAUCGGCCAUCCAUGUUCAAUGUCUGGAACUGAUGGAAGCAUUGCGACGCAGGGAAGAAGCCCUGGUGGACUUUGCCCGGCGUGAACGUGACUUGCAAUUGCGACGAUUGCGGGAAGAGGUGGCCACUUGCACGGCCCACCUGCAGCACACGACGGCGCUCGUUCAAUUCUGCAUCGAAGCUUUGAAAGAAUCCGAUUCAUCGGCUUUUCUUCAGAUUGGGUCGAUGCUAGUCAAUCGCGUCUCUAAUUUAGAUCUGACAUGGCGACAGGAAAUGGACGAAUUGACCAAUCGGGCUAGUCCGACACUUGAGCUCACGUUGGACGAUUUAGGUCUUCGGCGCAACAUUGACCAACUGACUUUCCUGGAAAUGAAACCUCCCGGGCCACCAAGAAUCUUGGCCGAGGAUUGCAGCGCAGAAAACAAUUCAAUCACCGUAGCCUGGCAACCGCAUCCGGCCUCCUUUGUCGAAGGUUACGUCCUCGAGCUGGACGAUGGAGGAGGCGUCGCCGCCGGCCGUUUCCGCGAGGUUUACUGUGGCAAGGAAACCAUCUGCACGGUGGACGGCCUGCAUUUCAAUUCGCUUUAUAACGCCCGUGUUAAAGCCUUCAACAGCAGCGGUGAAGGGCCCUACAGCGAUUCGCUGGGUCUUCACACGGCCGAAGUGGCUUGGUUCACAUUUGAUAUGACAGCCUAUCCAGCAGAAACUCGUUUAUCGCCAGACGGACUAACUGCCACGACCGACAGUUACGAACCGCGUGUUCUGCUUAGUUCGGUCGGUUUCUCACGUGGCGUCCACUACUGGGAAUUCACCGUCGACCGUUACGAUGGAGCAGCCGAUCCAGCAUUUGGCGUCGCUAGGCGAGACGUCGCAAGAGAUUCCAUGCUGGGCAAAGACGAAUUAGGAUGGUCCAUGUACAUUGACCAUCAACGGUCCUGGUUCCUACACAAUAACGUGCACAGCCAUCGAACCGAUGGCGGAAUCGACGUCGGUUCUACAAUUGGUGUCCUACUCGACCUCGACCGGCGUCAGUUGAGUUUCUUCGUCAACGAAGAGCCUCAGGGUACGGUGGCAUUCGUCGACCUAUGCGGCGUUUUCUAUCCGGCCGUUUCGCUCAACCGCAAUGUUCAAGUCACGCUUCAUUCGGCACUGGAUCCUCCGCCCUCUUCGGCUUCCUUUCCGGACAGCGGCGAAGAGAGUGACGAAGGCCAUCCAAUUGGCGGCGGCGAUGUCGCUGAACGAAUCAACAGCGGGACGAAAUCUUCUGAAUCGAUGACUUCGAUCACGUGUGCCGUUGCAGCGCUCUGAAAUACCCUGUCUUCGAGAGAACAGAAAGAAAACCAAUCACAACCAAAAUUCAAAUUUGACUAAAAUGUUCUGUUUGUUUUUCGAAAUUGUAUACAUGAAUUAUGAUGUCGAACGGCGCUUCAAUCUCACCUAUUACUGCUUUUAUCUCCUUUCUCUAUUUGCAUAUUUAUAUAUAUAUUUUAAAGAAAGGGUUUAGUGAAAAUCUAGAGCCCAUAUGCGUUUUGUAUUGCUAUUUCAUAAAUGGAAAAAAAAAGAAAACAAAUGAUGUCUUGUAAUGUUGUCCAAUGUUUCACGUCUCACUCCGGAAAAUUGAUGGGUCAUUUGCUCUUGUUCUUUCAUCUCUUCUGGUUUUUUUUUUUUUGAAAAAUAGUUUACGAAGGAAAACAAAAACUUA
Molecule: messenger RNA, 3101 nt
Organism: Daphnia magna
Lineage: Eukaryota; Metazoa; Arthropoda; Branchiopoda; Diplostraca; Daphniidae
Gene: Trim9
Product: E3 ubiquitin-protein ligase TRIM9
Exons: 10
Coding region: 383-2707 (774 amino acids)
Molecular function (GO): zinc ion binding; protein binding
Source: RefSeq, a predicted model, not a curated record